CUCGCCGUGACCUCGGCGGCCGGCUCCCCGGCCCCCGGCUCGCGCAUCAGCCACACCGACAGCAGCUCCGAUCUCUCGGACUGCCCCUCCGAACCCCUGUCGGACGAGCAGCGCCUGCUCCCCGCCGCCAGCAGCGACGCCGAGUCUGGCACUGGCUCCAGCGACCGGGAACCCCUGCGAGGAGCCCCCACGACGAGUCCCGCAGCUCGGGGGGCGCCUCCGGGCAGCCCCGAGCCCCCCGCCCUCCUCGCCGCGCCCCCCGCCGCCGGCGUCUGCCUCGGGGGUCGGGGCAGCCCGGGCGGGGUCCCCGCGGGGUCCCCGGGGCCCGGCGUGGCGGAGGAUGCCGGGGGACGCCUGCCGCUGGAGCGAACGGUCCCCGGGACCCCCAAGGAGGCCGGCGCGGGCGAGCAGCCCCGGCUAGUACCGGCGGUGGAGGAGGAGGAGCUGCUUCGAGAGAUGGAGGAGCUGCGCUCGGAGAACGACUAUCUCAAGGAUGAGUUGGAUGAACUCCGUGCUGAAAUGGAAGAGAUGAGAGACAGUUACUUAGAGGAAGAUGUUUACCAGCUGCAGGAGCUUCGGCGAGAACUGGACCGUGCUAAUAAAAACUGCCGAAUCCUGCAGUACCGCCUCAGGAAAGCCGAGCAGAAAAGUCUGAAAGUGGCUGAGACUGGUCAAGUGGAUGGUGAGCUGAUCCGGAGUCUGGAGCAGGACUUAAAGGUAGCCAAAGACGUAUCUGUCAGAUUGCACCAUGAACUUGAAACUGUGGAGGAAAAGCGUGCUAAAGCUGAGGAUGAAAAUGAAGUUCUCCGACAGCAGAUGAUCGAAGUGGAAAUAUCCAAACAGGCCCUCCAAAAUGAGCUGGAGAGACUGAAAGAGAGUUCCCUGAAAAGAAGAGGCAGUCGGGAAACGUACAAAGAAAAGAAAACCUUGAACCAGGAUGACAGUGCCGAUUUGAAGUGCCAGCUUCAGUUUGCGAAAGAGGAAGGCUCCCUGAUGUGCAAAAAGAUGGCCAAGCUGGGGAGGGAGAAGGACGAGCUGGAACAGGAGUUGCAGAAGUACAAGGCCCUCUAUGGCGACGUGGACAGCCCCCUCCCCACGGGGGAAGCCGGCGGGCCGCCCAGCACCAGGGAGGCUGAGCUGAAGCUGCGGCUGAAGUUGGUGGAGGAAGAAGCCAACAUCUUGGGCCGGAAGAUUGUGGAGCUGGAGGUGGAGAACCGAGGCCUCAAAGCCGAGAUGGAGGACCUGCGGGGCCAGUGUGAGCGAGAGGGGCCCGGCCGGGACCACAUCCCCAGCAUUCCUACCUCACCCUUCGGCGACUCCCUGGAGUCCUCCGCCGAGCUCCGCCGACACCUGCAGUUCGUGGAGGAGGAAGCGGAGCUGCUCCGGAGGUCCAUAUCCGAGAUCGAGGACCACAACCGGCAGUUGACCCACGAGCUGAGCAAGCUCAAGUUUGAGCCGCGGCCGGAGCCCGGCUGGCUGGUGGAGAAGGGCGCGGGGGGCGGGGCCCCCCUGCAGGAGGAGCUGAAGUCCGCCCGGCUGCAGAUCAACGAGCUGAGCGGAAAGGUGCUGAAGCUGCAGUAUGAGAACCGGGUGCUGCUGUCCAACGUCCAGCGCUACGACCUGGCCGCCCACCUGGGCCUGCGCGCCCCGAGCCCCCGGGACAGCGACGCCGACAGCGACGCGGGCAAGAAGGAGAGCGACGGGGAGGAGGGCCGCCCGCCCCAGCCCAGGCGGGAAGGCCCCAUCGGCGGCGAGAGCGACUCGGAGGAGAUGUUCGAGAAGUCGUCGGGCUUCUGCAGCGGGAAGCCGUCGGAGGCGAGCGAGCCGUGCGCCGCGGCGCUGCUGCGGGCCCGGGAGGACUCGGAGUGCCUGGUGAGCAUGCGGCGCGAGGCCGAGCGGCUGGAGCGCACCGUGGAGCGCCUCAUCAGCGACACCGAGGGCUUCGCGGCCGGCGCGGGGCUGCAGGGCGGCCAGGGGCACGGGGACACGGGGCAGGGGGGCCAGAACGAGCCCCAGCUGCUGGGCACCAUCAACACGAGGAUGAAAGCUUUCAGGAAGGAGCUCCAGGCCUUCCUGGAGCAGCUGCACCGCCUCGGGGACGGCCUGAGGGAGCGCCUGGAAGGCCUGUCCCCCUUGCCCCACCUCACGGAGUCUUCCAGCUUCCUCUCCACCGUGACCUCCGUGUCCCGGGACUCCCCCGUCGGGAACCUGGGGAAGGAGCUGGUCCCGGACUUGCAGUCCAAACUGAGAGAUCAGAUGGAGUGGCAGCUGGGGCAGGAGCGAGGGGACGAGCCGGAGCACCUGCGCCUCCGAGCCGCAUGGGAGCUGCACCGCCGAGCCGAUGGGGACGUGGGGAGCUGCCGGCCGGGAGGCCAGAGCUGCGUCAAUCUAGAGAUGGAGGAGGAGCACCUCUAUGCUUUGAGGUGGAAAGAACUGGAAAUGCACAGCCUAGCUUUGCAAAACACCCUCCAUGAGCGGACCUGGAGUGAUGAGAGGAAUCUGAUGCAGCAGGAGCUCCGGUCCUUGAAGCAGAACAUUUUCCUUUUCUACAUCAGACUCAGGUGGCUGCUGAAACACUGGCGGCAAGGAAAACAGGCGGAGGAAGAAGGGGAGGACUUCACCAAGAGCGAGCAUCCAGAGACCCUCCCCAGGCUUGGUGAGCUUGGAGUCCUGGAGGAUCCAACAGGAGGCGGCCCAGACCAAGAUGACGACGGGCCAGGCUGCAGCUUUGCUAUGGGGGAGCAUUCUUCACACUCCCCUGUGCAGAUCGGUGAUCACGGAUCACGGCUGCAGCCUGCAAAUGGAGGACAGUUCCACAGGCAGGUGGUGGAAAACCAGCAGCUCUUUGGCGCGCUCAAGACCUUGCUGGAGGACUUGCGCUUGGAGCUGCAGGAGGACGAGCAUGCCCGGCUGCGGCUGCAGCAGCAAUACGCCAGCGACAAGGCUGCCUGGGACGUGGAGUGGGCCAUGCUCAAGUGCCGCCUAGAGCAGCUGGAAGAGAAGACUGAGAAAAACCUGGGAGAACCAGGCAUCUCCGCUGACAGCAAAGGGGCAUUCAAGAAGGAGAGGGAGACACACCAGAAGCUGCUUGCUGACAGCCACAGCCUGGUCAUGGACCUGCGCUGGCAGAUCCACCACAGCGAGAAGAACUGGAAUCGGGAGAAGGUAGAACUUCUCGACUGCCUGGACAGAGAGCGGCAGGAGUGGGAGCGGCAGAAGAAGGAGCUCUUGUGGAGACUAGAGCAGUUGCAGAAAGAAAACAGUCCCCGGAGAGGUGGCAUUUUCCUCUGUGAUCAGAAAGAAGGCAACAUCCGCCCCUGUGCCCACCCCGGGAGCCCCCACGUGCCCCGUACCCUGGGGAUGUGGCCCUGUGCGGACACCGACUCCACCCCAUUCGAAGACCGGCCACUAUCCAAGCUGAAGGAGUCGGACAGGUGCUCGGCCCGGGAGAACCUCUACUUAGACGCCCUGUCCCUGGACGACGAGCCCGAGGAGCCUCCAGCCCAUGGGCCCCAGAGGGAGUUCAGGAACUGCCUGCCCGAGGAAGAAGAAAAUCCCAAGGGAAAUCUUCAAAGGGCGGUGUCCGUGUCCUCCAUGUCUGAGUUCCAGCGCCUGAUGGACGUCUCUCCCUUCCUGCCCGAGAAAGGCCUGCCCGCCGGGAGCAGCAGGGAGGAUGUCACUCCGCCCCUGUCUCCUGACGACCUGAAGUACAUCGAGGAGUUCAACAGCAAGAGCUGGGACGAGAGGCCCCCAGACCCCUGGGCAGACAGGACCGAGGGGGGGCAGGUGGGGCACGAGGCCGGCACCGAGCCUUUCCCUGACUCCUCCUGGUACCUCACCACGAGCGUCACCAUGACCACGGACACCAUGACCAGCCCAGAGCACUGCCUGAAGCAGCCCCUGCGGAGCCACGUCCGGGCCGAGCCGCCCGGGGUGCGGGUGCUGCACAGCCCGCCUGCCGUCCGCAGGAUGGAUAGCAUCGUCGUGGCGGGCGGUGAGGGCAGGGUCCGGCCGGAGCCCGAGUGCCCAUUUUCCACAAGCAGAGCCAGAGGGGGCAUGGGAGACACAAAGGGGGGCUCCUCAGAACACAUGCUUGGCAGGUGGCCUGGGGCCCCCUCCAGACACCCCCGAGACUACGUGGAGGGAGGGCUCCGCCCCCUCGAUGGCACCCUCUGCACCCCCUUGGGUUUUGCCUCCCCACUGCACAGCCUGGAGAUGUCCAAGAACAUGAGUGAUGACAUGAAGGAGGUGGCCUUCUCUGUCAGGAAUGCCAUGUGCUCUGGUCCCACCGAGCCUCCAGUCAAGGAUAUGGCCUGUCAGACCAAUGGGUCCCGGACGACGGGGACACAGACCGUCCAGACCAUCAGCGUGAGCCUGCAGACCGAAGCCCUGCGUGGCAGCGCCAUCACCAGCAGCCCCCACAAGUGUCUCACACCAAAGGCAGGGGGUGGUGCCACGCCCGCAUCAUCUCCUUCCCGCGGCCUUAGGAGCAGGCAGGUGGCGCCUGCCAUCGAGAAGGUACAGGCCAAGUUUGAACGCACGUGCUGCUCCCCCAAGUACGGGUCUCCCAAGCUGCAGAGGAAGCCCUUCCCCAAAGCUGACCAGCCAAAUAAUAGGACCUCCCCAGGGCUGGCCCAGAAGGGGUGCAGCGAGUCGGCCUGGGCCCGCUCCACCACCACAAGGGAAAGCCCCGUGCACACCGCCAUCAACGACGGCCUCUCCAGCCUCUUCAACAUCAUCGACCACAGCCCCGUGGUGCAGGACCCCUUCCAGAAGGGGAUGCGGGCUGGGAGUCGGUCUUGCUCUGCAGAACCCCGGCCAGAGCUGGGCCUAGGCCAGGAAACCAGCCCCAGUUCCCGGGGACAGUCACCCAGCCCCAUCGGGGUUGGCUCGGAGACAUGUAGGGAGGAAGGGGGAGAGGGCACACCUGUGAGGCAGGACUUAUCUGCUCCCCCUGGCUACACACUCACUGAGAAUGUAGCUCGGAUCCUCAACAAGAAGCUGUUGGAGCAUGCCUUAAAGGAGGAGAGGAGGCAGUCCCCCCACGGCCCCUCAAGUCUCAACAGUGACAGCCAUGUGGGAGAAGCAGUCAAAGCCGAACCAGGGUCCAUUGAGGAACUACCUUGUUCCGCACUAGCUCCAUCCCUAGAACCCUGCUUCUCCAGGCCCGAGAGACCAGCAAACCGGCGCCCUCCAUCCCGCUGGGCCCCACAUUCCCCCAUGGCCUGCCCGGCUCAGUCACCGGGAGACCUGACCUCCGUGGAGGAGCUCGGUGACGAGGAGGCACCCGGGGAGAAGCUCCACCUGUGACGUGAUGCAAGUUUGCAUGGAUUAUCGUGGAAUAAUUCACUGUAAUUUGCAUAACCACACCAUUGUCAUCAACCAAACUCCACCCAAAAGGAGAGAUCUAGUUUUCCCAAGGUCAAAGAAUGUUUUUUUUUAAAAAAAAACAGCUGCUGAAUGUUCAACCUGUGACCCUGAGAUGUUUCUAGAAUGAAACAGUAAAUGUGCCUGUAAUAACUUAAUUUUUUUCAUAGCUCAGAAAACUAUUUUUGUCUCCAUCUUUUUUACACAGUAUAUUAAACAAAAAAAGGUAAAUAAGAGAUGAAUAAAUUUAAAAAAUAAAAGUUUUAAAGGUGUACGUUUUAAGAGAUUAUGAACACUCGCACUCUCAAUACUGACUGCCUCUGUCAAAUUUGCACUGUUACAUAUGGGUUUGGUUUAUUUCCACGUUGAGUUUGACUGUUUUAAGUUAAUUUUAUUUUGUCAGUGUACUUAUUUUUUUAAGAAUUUUUGAAGUGCUUCAGACUGUCUGAUUCAGUGAACUUUUUGUAGUGAAAAAGCCAUGAAGCCAGUAGACAAGACAGAUAUCCUAUAUCCUGGAGGGGACUCGUGUCAGCAUUUUUGAAAAGGUACCAAGUCCUCAGCUGGGCUGACCAAAUGCGCUGUAUAAUCCACAUGCUCUACUUGACCCGCACGUCUUCAGGUUCGAAGCACUUGGUGCAUGUACAUCCUGCUGCUGUGGUCUCACCAUCGCCUACGUGUGAGUCGUCUGUCACACUGUAAUACGUUGUGAAUUCCCUCGUACUGUACUUUUAUUGUCCUCUUGCAUUGAUGAUACAACAGCAACUGCAUUUUUAAAUUAUUGUUAAAAGAUUAACUGGCAAUAUACAGUGUUUACUCAAAAUUUUCUUGUUUAAGGAAAAACACUACAAAAAGUCAUGAAGAUACCAAAUGGAAACAAGGGAUGGUGCCUCGGAGUCUGUAUGAGACGAUGAUGAAGUAGAAAUAAAGCCUUUACAAGAUG
This is a messenger RNA of Ceratotherium simum simum (southern white rhinoceros), 6307 nucleotides long. RefSeq names its product microtubule crosslinking factor 1 (gene MTCL1). Gene Ontology annotation, cellular component: spindle pole; midbody; lateral plasma membrane. Gene Ontology annotation, molecular function: microtubule binding. Gene Ontology annotation, biological process: microtubule bundle formation; establishment or maintenance of epithelial cell apical/basal polarity; regulation of autophagy. NCBI's taxonomy places the organism in Eukaryota, Metazoa, Chordata, Mammalia, Perissodactyla, Rhinocerotidae. The record is from RefSeq and is a predicted model, not a curated record.